GCCCACCCUCUCUGCUGGAAGAGUUGCUCUGGUUUUCCUGUCUGCAUCAGUUACAUCUAAGCCUGAUGACUACAGCUGUCGGCACUGUGAGGAGUUAGGCUCUUUGGUCUUUAAAUGUGUAUGGUUAUAUUUGCUCCGAUUUUUGCCAUUUGUGCAUUUGCCACAUGUGGAGGAUAUCAUGGUCAUCUCCAGGUUAAAGUGGACUGUGCAGGCCGGAGACCAAACAACCUCAGCAUCAAUAUUGAUUUUGGCUAUCCUUUUAGAUUGCAGCAGGUCCACUUCAAAGCUCCCAUGUGCGAGGCAAAGAGAGAAGAAAUUGUUUUCCUCAGUGGUGACUUCUCUGCAGCGGCUCAAUUUUUCGUAACUGUGGGUGUUUCGGCAUUUCUCUACUCCCUUUUGGCAACAGUUGUCUACGUCUUCUACCAGAACAAGUAUCUGAAGAACAACAGAGGCCCUCUAGUGGAUUUUCUUGUCACCAUCACAUUUUCUCUAACAUGGCUGCUCAGCAGUUGCUGUUGGGCUAAAAGCCUCACUGAUAUCAAGACAGCCACAAACCCAACAGAGGUGCUUCUGCUCAUCUCUGCAUGUAGAGAGAAGGAAUAUAAAUGUGCAGCAACGCAGGAACCUUUCUGGUCUCGUCUAAACACUUCUGCUGUUUUUGGUUUUGUCAAUGCCAUCCUGUGGUCUGGAAACAUUUGGUUUGUCUUUAAAGAGACAGACUGGUACAAAACUGGUCAGAGAUUCCCAAGCAGAACUUCUUCCAGGAAACGAUCCAGUGAAAUGCGAGAGCGACUCUACAGCGAAUCCAGCUUUGAGCAGCCAGAUGAUAGUUUUGGCCCCUUUAAACAGGACAGUUUCACCGAGUCAAGAGGGGACUUCGAUAAACAGGUCCAGAGACAAGCUAGCAUCAACCAAUCACAAGUAAACUUUAGCUUACCAGAGACAUAUCUGGGCAAAACAGUGAUUUAUGAAAAAGAGAAUAAAAUAGCUUCUCAAGGACCUGUAAUUUUUGUUAAUGAGAUGUGAACGGAACAUAAUUUGAGCUCAAAUAGUGCCGUAUGCUUGUAAAACAACUCAUAAAGGAAACUACAAAUUUAAAACUAUAUGAGUUAAAAUUGGUGUCAUAUAGAAAGGAUGAAACCCACUAAGAAUAAAUAAUAAAAAGGCAAAGCUGUUUGGUCAGAUCGAUGCCACAAAAUUGCAGUGGAUCUUUAUCAUUGACCUGAAUGUUUUUGAGGUCAGAGCAGUUUUUUUUACAUGUAAAAGAUGUGCUGCUGCACAGACUUGGUGCAGCUACCUUGUUCCUAGGAGCAAUAUUAUCAGCACAGGGUUGAAGAAAACCUAAUGAUAUGAUAACCUAAUGAUGUUUCUGCUUUUUUCAGAUUAUCAAAAACAAAAUACAAAAAAUAUAAUGUUUUGCAUUUAGGGAAAAAAAAAAGUAUCCCAAAUCAACUAUAGAAGUGGUUGCUUUGUUAAAUCAUGAAUUAAGUGUGAUUAAGCACAUAUUUUUGAAACUUGAGGACAAAUUUGCUAACAACAACCAGAUUACUGUCAUACCUGUGGAGUUAAGAAAUUACUUUAAUAGAAUCUGUCUGAUCACAUAAAGUACGCAAUAAAAUAAAUAAAACAAAAUAAAAUAAAAUUAAAUUAAAUUAAAUUAAAUUAAAUUAAAUUAAAUUUCAUUUCAUUUCAUUUAAUUUCAAUUCAUUUCGUUUCAUUUCAUUAUAGAGACAAGUAUAUACACUUUACAUGACAUAUACUACACCAUUUAUAGCCGUGGCUAAUUUGCAAUGCUUGUGCCUAGAAGUCUAACAAGAGGCAUGCAGAAAUUUCAAAAUAAAGCGUUUAACGUUUGGCCAUCAGUUUGUGAUCUGAUGCUUCAGUCCACCUGGGUUAUGCAGCAGGACAAUGAUCCAAAACACACAAGCAAGUCCAUUUCUGAAUUCUUCACAGAUUUAAAAGGGAAGCUUUUAGAGUUGCCUAGUCAAAGUCCAGAUUUAAAUCCUAUUUAGAUGUUGUGGCAUCUAAAUCUAAACCCUCUAAUUUGGCUGAAAUAAAACAAUUAAUUUUACUUAUGGUACAGGUUGGUUUGGAAAGCUUUUCCUCCACUAAUAAAGGAUUAUCAUUUGAAAAAACAUUUCUUUUCACCCAGGUUAUCUGAGAAUUGUAUGUGUAACAAAAAAGCUAAAAACCAAAUAAAUCUGUGAGGGAAAAACAUUUUUUUGGACACUGCACUUUGAUACACGAAAAUUGCAGCAUAUUUAGUUCUGAUUUGUGUUCAUGCCCCAACCAUGAAAAAACAACAGUGAGAAGAACAAACCUUAAGGUUUAAUAGUGGAUCUCUCCUACUGAUUAGCAGGAACAAUACACUAAUCUAAGAUUUUUUGCCUGGUUUCUGAUCCCCAGUUUUUGUAAAUGUUAGCAAAUGUUAACAACGAAAAAAAUGACACUUUAAACUGUCUUUAGCAUCUUAUAUUAGGGAUUAGCAUCAUUAGUGCAGUAAGAACUACUAUUUGCAACCAUAUGUCCCUGUGUGUAUUUUCUCUGGGGUUAGAAGAUCCUGUGAAAUUUUCAAUAAAAUGUCCAACAUUUCCAACUCAAGCAUGUUCAAUAACAGACAAAAUUACACUCUUCAAACAGAUCAGAGCAAAUUUGCUGUAACAUGUUCUGCCUGACUUUAAUUUGCUGAAGUCUCACCCCAUUUAAAAUGUAGCAGCCUAAUUGAACAAACAGGUUAACAAAGGCUUCCUCAUUCAGUAACAACUUCCACACCGAAGGGUGUUGUUGAGGGUGUUGUUGUCGACAUGAUGCAGCUUUGUAUUGAGCAUUCAAUGAUCGAAAAAAGCUUAGAGUUGUUUGUUUCUGAGCAACCCAGCUCUGAGGGGUUCAUCAGCAGCUUAAAGUAUUUUCUAGUGCAUCUCUAAUUAGCAGAUUAGCUACAUGGUCUAACCAUACAAAUCUUUUUUAGCAUUUAUUUUCUGCCGAACUUGCAAGACUGAUUUUGGAGGUCUUUUUGUAAUUUGAAUUAUUUACAAACAUUCAAAUUGCAACUUUCAAGUAAUCAACUUGUUUCAACAUUCUUUUAGUGUUUUUCAAAAAAAACUUUAAGCCUACCCUAAAAUCUUUUUUACUUAUUCCUCUAUGUAGCCCAAUUUUCAGGUAAUAUUUUGAAAGGGACCUUGAUUAAUAUUUCUUAGGUCUCUCUGAAGGCAUUUCAGUUUUUGUUUUGAAUUUUUUUGAAUUUUUUUCACCACUGAUUCUCAGUUCAGUCUGUGAGUCUGAGCAUGUUGUUGUUCAUUUCUUGCAUUUAGGAGUCUUUUAAUGCCUGAAAAGGUCAUAGGUCAAACUCAAAAAUAAUCUUCUUUGAAAAGACCAUCAAAAAGUCUAAAUUAACAUUGAUAGAGACUGAUUUAAAAGAUUGCAAGGACAUCUAAUUUACUGAGAAUAUUUAGAAAGAAAUAAAAUAAAUAGAACAGAAGAGAAAUUACAUUUAUUGCCCCUAGGAGGGUAAAUUCAGAUGUGCAAGCAGCAAAUGUUCGCAUGCAGAUACAAUGCAUGGCAAAUCAAGACAUUUACACCUCACUGUCGUUAAAUAAUUUUUCGAUUUGUGUUUUAAAUGGUAAUCUUCCCAGACUUUCCAUUUAUAUUUUUGGUUAUAUGAUACAGUAAGUGUACAGUAUGAAAAGUGCAGUAUCUGUGGGAGAAUGUGUUUAGUGUGUGAUAAAUAUUUAUGGUUUGAUUUUGCAUUUUAAAUACUUAAUUAUUUAUUGGUGGAUUUCUUAAUAUUCUCAUUGGUGGAUCUCCUCGGUGUCUUCAUUAGGAUAUUUUAAAAUUUGUAGUUUUCUUGAUUGCAAAGACUGUCAAAGGUUGUAUUCAUAUUUAUUAAUUGUUUAAGGUCAUUAAGGGUCAGAAAAAAACAAACAAAACAAAAAUACAUGAAUAUCAACCUCUGUACAGUAACAACAGGGUGGGAUUUAUGGCUGCAUUUAUUUGAAACAUUAAGAUUAGUUUGUUGUUUUCUCUACUGUUGUUUUACAUAUUUAUUAAGUGAUUAUUUAAAGUCAUAUUCCAAUGCUCCCUUGAAAUAGAUGUUAAUUCUUUUUUUUUUUUUUCUUUUGCUUUCAUGUGAGAAUAAACCUUUCCUCUUCAUUUCUGUUAUAAAACAAAGCAAAGCAGAGGAAAUUUGAUGUAAAGUUUUCUUAAAUAAUAAAUGUGAGAAGUUUA
Molecule: messenger RNA, 4224 nt
Organism: Girardinichthys multiradiatus
Lineage: Eukaryota; Metazoa; Chordata; Actinopteri; Cyprinodontiformes; Goodeidae
Gene: synprb
Product: synaptoporin b
Exons: 5
Coding region: 115-1026 (303 amino acids)
Cellular component (GO): synaptic vesicle membrane; synaptic vesicle
Source: RefSeq, a predicted model, not a curated record